Messenger RNA from Amoebophrya sp. A25, 186 nucleotides. The record is from the annotation of a GenBank genome assembly. NCBI's taxonomy places the organism in Eukaryota, Dinophyceae, Syndiniales, Amoebophryaceae.
CAGGGGACCGCAGACAGUCGCAUCAGGUGUCCGGAGCCACCACAGGUGGCACAUCUUCAUCAUUUUUACCGCCUAUUCCCUCAGUGGCAUUAAGUACAAACAGCGGCGAAACGAUGCCAAAUACAAUUACAUCAAACGCGGCUCCUCAAGAACAAAAUUUUCGAAACGUACCACACGAUAUCGACC